AUGGCAACUACCAGACCUCAUAGAAUAAUAUCCAGAACUGAAGUUAUUAAUCUUCUAGCAGACGGAAAAGUCAUAGUCAUAUAUAAAGACAAUGUGUUGAAUUUGACAUCAUGGAUUACUCGACAUCCAGGAGGAGACAAGGCAGUGUAUCAUAUGAUUGGAAGAGAUGCGACCGAUGAAAUGAAUGCAUAUCAUGGAGAAGAGACUAUCAAGAUUUUUAACAAUUGGAGAAUAGGAAAAUUAGAUCAAAAGUGGGAAAAUCUACUACCACCAAUUCAAGGUGCAAAGUAUAGAAAAACAGUUUCUAACAAAUCAAAAUCUAAUGAUUUAGAGAAGAAAAUUGAUGUAAAUUAUUCCGAAAGUGCAUCAGACUUGGAAUUAGACUCCAUGACAAGCUCUGCAUCUGAAGAAGAAGAAGGUUAUAUGACCAAAUUCAGUGAAUUACAUAUCGAAAAAGUUGAUAAUAAGAGUGUCAAACCAGUUGUACCGCAAAACAUUCUAGUGAAUCAGCUGAAUAAAGAUGAAAUAUUUCCUGUUGUAAAAUCAAGUUCAGUGAUAGUCAACCCAAAGCGUUUGAUGGAAAAUUACGAUAAUGGACUAUCCCAGAAAGAUUUAUUAUCAAUACCUUCGUUAGACUAUGAAACUCAACAAUUAUUGAGAGACGAAUAUAAUAACUUACACAGAGAAAUCAUUGACGCCGGUUUGUAUCGAUGUAAUUAUUGGGCAUAUGUUAGAGAAGUUGUUAAAAUUGGAUCAUUAUUUUUAUAUUCAUUGUCAUUCCUCAAAUUAAAUUGGUUAUUUCUAAGUGCUUUGUUUAUGGGAAUGGCAUGGCAUCAAGGUACUUUUGUAGCUCACGAUGCUGGACAUGUUUCCUUGAGUCAUAAUUAUCAAAUUGAUAAUAUUUUUGGUAUAAUAAUUGCUGAUUGGUUUGGAGGUUUGAGUUUAGGUUGGUGGAAACGUAAUCAUAAUGUUCAUCAUUUAAUAACUAAUGAUCCUGUACAUGACCCAGACAUUCAACACUUACCUUUCUUUGCAGUAAGUGUUAGAUUAUUUGAUAAUGUCUUUUCAACUUAUUAUGAUAAAACUUUAUGGUUUGAUGCGUUUGCUCAAAAGUUGAUACCUUUCCAACAAUAUCUUUAUUAUCCUAUAUUAUGUUUUGGUAGGUUCAAUUUGUAUAGAUUAUCAUGGGGUCAUAUCAUUUUUGGUGAAGGUCCUAGAAAAGGUUCAGCAGCUUGGUUUAGAUAUUUUGAAUUUGCAGGUUUGAGUUUUUUCUUUUAUUGGUUUUUUUAUUUGUUGGUUUUCAAAAGUAUUGAAGGUGGUUGGAAUAGGAUUAAUUACGUAAUGGUUAGUCAUAUGGCAACAAUGUUGGUGCAUGUUCAAAUUACUUUAUCACAUUUUGCAAUGUCAACUUCUGAUUUGGGUGUUAGUGAAUCAUUUCCAUCAAGACAAAUAAGAACAACAAUGGAUGUCGAUUGUCCUGAAUGGUUUGAUUUUUUUCAUGGUGGAUUACAAUUUCAAGCUAUACAUCAUUUGUUUCCUCGCUUACCACGUCAUAAUCUAAGACAAGCACAACCUUAUGUCAUAAGGUUUUGUGAAAAAGUUGGAUUAUCUUAUUCAAUAUAUGGAUUUGGUGAAGGUAAUGACAUCGUUAUUGGAAAACUAGCAGAUAUUGGUAAACAGUGUUCGAUAUUACUAGAUGCUACUAAAAAGUACGAUGGAGAUUUAUUUUGA
Molecule: messenger RNA, 1731 nt
Organism: Lodderomyces pseudojiufengensis
Lineage: Eukaryota; Fungi; Ascomycota; Pichiomycetes; Serinales; Debaryomycetaceae
Gene: SLD1
Product: Sld1p
Exons: 1
Coding region: 1-1731 (576 amino acids)
Biological process (GO): lipid metabolic process
Cellular component (GO): membrane
Molecular function (GO): oxidoreductase activity, acting on paired donors, with oxidation of a pair of donors resulting in the reduction of molecular oxygen to two molecules of water
Source: RefSeq, a predicted model, not a curated record